This is a messenger RNA of Xiphophorus maculatus (southern platyfish), 2064 nucleotides long. It is a transcript of the gene etv4, whose product is annotated as ETS variant 4. Gene Ontology annotation, biological process: regulation of transcription by RNA polymerase II; cell differentiation. The record is from RefSeq and is a predicted model, not a curated record. The coding region runs from base 169 to 1761 and encodes 530 amino acids. Gene Ontology annotation, cellular component: nucleus. NCBI's taxonomy places the organism in Eukaryota, Metazoa, Chordata, Actinopteri, Cyprinodontiformes, Poeciliidae. The transcript is spliced from 13 exons. Gene Ontology annotation, molecular function: DNA-binding transcription factor activity, RNA polymerase II-specific; sequence-specific DNA binding.
GGGGUAGGGGUCUCGACGUGAACGCAACAUCUGUUUCUCUUUACACUUUCUGGACUUGGCUGUUUCCAAGAACAAACCCGGGGCAGACGUGGCAAGAAAUAUUGAAAAAAAAAUUCCUGCGUGGAUCCCACUCCAACUCAGCGCAAAUGACCGCAAACGGUUAAACGGAUGGAUUAUAAGAUGGAUGGAUAUUUGGACCAGCAAGUGCCUUACCCUUUAGCAAAUAAGUCGCAAGGAAAUGGGCCCCUAAAUAGACUGUUGAUGGCAGCAAAAAGGAAAUUCAUGGACACAGAAUUACCCCCUCAGGAAUCUGAAGACCUCUUCCAGGAUUUAAGCCAACUACAAGAGACUUGGCUCACAGAAGCUCAAGUUCCUGACAGUGACGAGCAAUUUGUUCCUGAUUUCCACUCUGAGAACUCAGUGGCAUUUCACAGUCCUCCAGUCACCAUCAAAAAGGAACCACAGAGCCCUGGCUCUGACCCCAGCCAGUCCUGUAGCCACAAACAAACCUUCAGCUACCCCAGCGGAGAGCAGUGCCUUUACGCCAGUGCCUAUGAGCAGAAAAGGGCUGCGGGAGGAGCAAAGAGCUCCUGUCCAGGGACUCCCAUGUCCCCGAUGCAGCAGCAUUACUCCCCCAAACCUGCAGCAGCUGGACGGCCCGACGCCGGCUACCUGAACCCAGCUGCCACGUCCCAGCCCCUUCCCAGCAACAAUUACCACAUUAACAACAGUUCCAGGUUUCAGGGCACUUCAGCAGACCCUAUGUGCCCCCAAUUCCCCCCACCAGCACAGGCCUUUCAGCGCAUGCCGUCUGCCCCAGCUGGACAUGGCACUGGAGGAUGUGGCGUGGGAGGCGGUGGAGGUCCAGGGAGCGGCGGUGGCGGGGGCGGAGGCGGUGGUGGGGCGUAUCAUCGGCAGCACUCUGACCCCUGUGUGCCAUACCUGCAGCAAAGCUUUAAACAAGAAUACCUGGACCCUAUGUAUGAGCGAGCAGCUCACAUGGCAGGACCGGGCCAAGGACAGGGGCACGGGCACGGACCCCACCAACAUCCGCACUCACAUCCACAACCACAUCCACACAGGUUUCCACCAGCCCACAUGAUGGUUAAGCAGGAGCCCACAGACUACACCUAUGAGCCUGAUGUGCCUGGUUGUCCCUCCAUGUACCACCACACCGAGGGUUACCCGAACCCCCAACACAGCAAUGAAGGCUAUCUGUUCGAGAACGACUCCCGUGUUGUCCCAGAGAAGUUCGAAGGUGAGGUAAAGCAGGAAGCAGGCGGUGUCUUCCGUGAGGGAACGCCUUACCAGCGACGCGGCUCUUUGCAGCUCUGGCAAUUCCUCGUUGCCCUUCUGGACGAUCCAGGAAAUUCCCAUUUCAUCGCCUGGACUGGCCGCGGCAUGGAGUUCAAGCUCAUUGAACCAGAAGAGGUGGCCAGACUGUGGGGCAUGCAGAAGAACCGUCCAGCCAUGAACUAUGACAAGCUUAGUCGUUCUCUGCGCUAUUACUACGAAAAGGGAAUCAUGCAAAAGGUGGCGGGGGAGCGUUAUGUUUACAAAUUUGUGUGUGAGCCCGAGGCGCUCAUCUCCCUGGCCUUUCCUGACAAUCAGCGGCCGAGCCUAAAGGCCGAGUUCGAGCGCUACGUCAACGAGGAGGACACGGUGCCACUGUCGCACCUAGACGAGGGAGUGCCCUACACCCCGGAACAAGCCCCCCAAAACAUGGCCCACCAGCCCUACUCCAAAGGCUACAUGUACUAAAGCCAGCCCACCCGCAUUUCCUUCUACACCCACUUUCAGAAAAUCCCUUCUCUUGUACCAAGUCAUCAUCAAGCACACCCUGAAGCCCCACCAUGCACCUCUUGCACAUGCCCACCCAUCCACUUGUAUAUAAGGCUAUGGUGUUUUUGUUUAAAUUAAUCUCAUUAGGGAUUUUUUUUUGUUUUGUUUUCUUUUGUUUUUAUAAGCUGCAUUCCUCCCACAUCUGAGGCCUAUUCAAUACUUAAACAUUAACGUGGUUCAAGAGAUUGCUUAAUAAUAAAUACUCAUAAUAAUACCCCUCAA